AUGCUACUUAAUGCCCCGCAGAAGACUUUCAAGAUCGACUACGAGCACAACCGCUUCCUCAAGGAUGGCCAGCCCUUCCGCUACAUCUCGGGCAGCAUCCACUACUCACGGGUGCCCCGCUUCUACUGGAAGGACCGUCUACUGAAGAUGAAGAUGGCGGGGCUGAAUGCCAUCCAGACGUAUAUACCCUGGAACUUUCACGAGCCUUUGCCAGGAAACUACCAGUUCUCUGGGGACCAGGAUGUAGAAUAUUUCAUUCGGUUGGCUCAGGAACUGGAUCUGUUGGUCAUUCUUAGACCUGGACCCUACGUCUGUGCUGAAUGGGAUAUGGGAGGAUUACCUGCUUGGCUGUUAGACAAAAAAAGUAUUGUGCUACGUUCCACUGACCCAGAUUAUAUUGAGGCUGUGGACAAGUGGUUGGGAGUCCUUCUGCCCAAGAUGAAGCCUCUUCUCUACCAGAACGGAGGCCCUAUUAUAACUGUUCAGGUAGAAAAUGAGUAUGGCAGCUAUUUUGCUUGUGAUUAUGAUUACUUGCGUUUUCUGCUAAAACGCUUCCGGUACUACCUGGGUGAGGACGUGGUUCUCUUCACCACUGAUGGUGCAAGUGAAAAGUUUCUGCAGUGCGGGGCGCUACAGGGGAUGUUUGCCACAGUUGACUUUGGAACAGGUGAUAACAUCACAAACGCUUUCCUACAACAGAGGAAGAGUGAGCCCAAAGGUCCCUUGAUCAAUUCUGAGUUCUACACUGGCUGGCUAGACCACUGGGGCCAAGCUCACUCAACAGUCCAUACCAGCGCUGUGACCUCCUCUCUCUCUGAUAUACUGGCUCAAGGAGCGAAUGUGAAUUUGUACAUGUUUAUAGGUGGGACCAAUUUUGCCUAUUGGAAUGGCGCCAACAUGCCCUACCAAGCCCAACCCACCAGCUAUGACUAUGAUGCCCCGCUGAGCGAGGCAGGGGACCUCACUGACAAGUAUUUUGCUGUGCGAGAUGUGAUUGGAAAGUAUGAAAAAUUGCCAGAUGGUUUCAUCCCUCCCUCUACACCAAAAUUUGCCUAUGGGAGAAUUCUAAUGAAGAAGUUGACGACUGUGGAGGAUGCUCUGGGUGUUCUGUGCCCUGGCGGGCCCACCAAAAACCUUUAUCCCUUGACAUUUAACCAGGUGAAACAGUAUUUUGGAUUCAUGCUCUAUCGAACAACCCUGCCCCAAAACUACAGUGACCCAACACCCCUCAGCACAACAGGCGGAGUCCAUGAUCGGGCCUACAUAGCAGUGGAUGGGACCCCCCAAGGAAUCCUGGAGCGAAUUGGUGUGUGGACUCUGAACAUAACAGGGAAUGCAGGAGCCACGCUGGAUAUUCUGGUGGAGAAUAUGGGGCGGAUAAACUAUGGCUCAGGGAUCAACGAUUUUAAGGGUCUGGUCCAGAACUUGACACUCGGCUCCAGUGUCCUCAUGAACUGGACCAUCUUCCCACUGGACACAGAGGAGGCAGUGCGCAGCCACCUGGGGGGCUGGGAGGACCAUGACAGUGGCCGUCAUCUCAGAGCCUCUGCCCAUUCAUCUACCUACAUGCUCCCAACCUUCUACGUGGGAAACUUUUCCAUCCCCACAGGUAUCCCAGAUCUGCCCCAGGACACCUAUAUGCUGUUUCCAGGAUGGACCAAAGGUCAGGUCUGGAUCAACGGCUUUAACCUCGGCCGCUACUGGCCAGCUAAGGGCCCUCAGAUGACCUUGUUCGUGCCUCGGAACAUCCUGGUGACCUCGGCUCCAAAUAACAUCACGUUGCUCGAACUGGAAGGCGCUCCCUGCAGAGACUAUGACCCGCAGCACUGUACCGUGGAGUUUGUGGACAAACCAGUAAUCAGCUCCAUGGAAACGAGAAAGAUGCGGCGGGAUAGCAAGUGGCACAGCGGAGCUGAUCAGGCACCCUAGGAAGCGACAGACUGGCUUUGUACCCUGAGAAAAACCCCAGCUACGGCUGGCUCUGCUUAGAGCAGAACCUCCUGUCUGCUGCUGCCAGCCCAAGGCAUCCUCUGUGGCUCCAAACACGAAGCCCAACCAUGAGGCUGGAGCAGCCUUUUACAUUCAACUUCCAGACACCAAAUAGGGAUCAACAUCUUAAGCUUGCCCACACGUGGGAGAUCUGCUCAGAGGUGAGGGGAGCUGUUCCUACCCCAACAACUGACCCCCAGUGGCCUAAGAUAGGUGGUAUAUUCCCUCUCUCCUCCAGCAAUAAAGAGGAACGAUGCAUUUCCGAAGGCCUCUUUUAAUCUUCAUCUUUGCCAAUCAGAUUGUUUGAUUAACAUGCAGGAAAGAUCUCUGCUGAG
Molecule: messenger RNA, 2324 nt
Organism: Suncus etruscus (white-toothed pygmy shrew)
Lineage: Eukaryota; Metazoa; Chordata; Mammalia; Eulipotyphla; Soricidae
Gene: GLB1
Product: galactosidase beta 1
Exons: 17
Coding region: 1-1929 (642 amino acids)
Biological process (GO): carbohydrate metabolic process
Cellular component (GO): vacuole
Molecular function (GO): beta-galactosidase activity
Source: RefSeq, a predicted model, not a curated record